Messenger RNA from Colletotrichum truncatum, 1569 nucleotides. Lineage: Eukaryota; Fungi; Ascomycota; Sordariomycetes; Glomerellales; Glomerellaceae. The record is from RefSeq and is a predicted model, not a curated record.
AUGGUCGCCGAGCUGUGGACCCGCGUCGUCAAGAAUCAGAUCAGCAACCUCUCCACCUUUGCAGCGCAGCACAAACGCGAAGAAAUGGCCAAAGCUCCGUCGAAGAAGCCCGACGCGGGCAAGAAGACCAGCAAAGAAGACCCCGUGCACGCCGCGGUGGAGGAGAUCGACCCGGGCCACGAGUACCUGGAGUACCUCGGCUGGGCCGAUGUAAUCGAAGACGACGAGGAGGGAUGGUUGGACAGCUGGAAUUCAAAGGGACACCUGCAGACGUGGCUCAAGACCUCACUCAAGAAUUGGCGCAAGACUUGGCUUGAUGGAGGCAAAUCCCCAAAAGAGGCCCUCGAGGAGCCGGUUACCGAGCAUGCGACGGCCGCAGAGACUACAGAGGAGCAGCAAGAUGUCAGCCCCUCUGCAAAUGAAGACGCGUCUACGCCUCUCCCGAUAGCUGCUGGCGUCCCCGUCGCGGGAAGUAGUCGGACACAGCGGCCUGUCCCUGACAUCGCGACAUAUCACCCGAUAAAGCCGCCCCAAAUGCCGACCGAACCGCCCUUGGUCACGUCUGGGAACACCACCGUAGCCCAUCCUGCUUCCAAGUCUAUCUCUGAGACCAUGCGGCAGCCCGACGCAUUGGUAUAUGCUCCGGCCGAGACGCACCAGGCCCUAGGCGCACCGCUUUCAAUCAUGGCAGAGGGCUUCUAUGCAAACCAGCCUGCUUUUGUUCCCACCUCGGAGACCGUGCCGUCGAGAUCACAUCCGGACUCAAUCUUUACGGUUGCACAAACACAGCCUGCAUCGGCAACGUUCACUCCAGCGUGCACGUCACCCCAGCCAUCACCCGGAUCACCUCUGGUUCCGGCAGGGAACACCGCCGUCGUCGCCCGUCCUGACCCUAUUGUAACCGCAAAACUUACACGAUUGCCUGAUGUGGUGACACUGACUCCAGCCCUGGUGUCCCAAACGGCUACCAGGCAGCUGCCAGUCACGGAAGGGAAUAUCACCGUGCCGAAGACUGGCCUCGACUCAGUCUUGGAGACAUUGCCGUUGCCAAUAGUCGUCAAAUCAGUCAGUUCCGAGGUUGCGAAAGCACAGCCCGCACGCUUGCAGCACAUGCAGAUUCAAUCACAGAUGUUGGUCUCAGUGGGGCAGAGCGGUCGAAAGCCCAUCGACACCACCGGAACGCGGGACGGACAGUCGGCACCGCAGUCAGAAGUUGCAUCGGACCCCGGUCAUCGAUUGCGGGAGGGACUCGCCUACUCUGCGGUAAAGAUGUGCUACGGGAUAGCCGACUCGGAUUUGGAUCACGGUGUCGGACAGGCUCAGGAUUCUCGGGCCUUGGCGGACAGUGGCCGGGAGGAGCGAGUUCCGUCCCUGAGUGGUGCGCGGAGGCAGAUGUUUUUCAAGUGGUACAAGGACGUUUAUAGGACGAUCAAGUCACCACAGCAGCUGAAGAGGAUCCUCCUAACCGUCAAGAUGCCCGGAACCCAUGUCCAUACCGAGUUCGCUUCUGGGAUCUCCUACAAGGUUGCCAUUACCACCGCUCCUCCUAACAGAGGCUUCAAAACCUAA